CGCAGCAGUCUGCGCUGCGCCACUUCCCUCUCAACUUCACUCCGGGUGACUUCUUUCCUUCUCAUUCUUUUCUUCUUAUUUUGAUGACAUCACAUCUUUUAUCGCACGGCCGUGAUGGGAUGCUACUAGUUAUUAUUCCCCCUCCCCAAACUAAACAUUUCACCUCUCCGAAUGAGAAGUUUUGGAUGUACUGAUUUGCCGGAUUGAAUGGGGGGAACCACUUUCGGAGACUUUACGCAUCAACUUGAGGGAUGAAUGUGAACUUCUUUACUGAGCGUUUUUGUUGAUCUUUGCUCCUUAUUGAUGUGAUUUAACUUACUUAGCAAAAACUUUAAGUGUCGGUUCCACACAUUACGAUCUUGAGGUGGAACUUUUUUUCUCUUUUUCAAACGCUUGGAGAUCCAACUUUCAAUCACAGCCGCAAGGAUUUCUUGUUUGAAUUCAAUCGGAGUGGAUAUCAUGCCUCGGGGGACCGAACCGAGCUGGCUUUGGAUUCUUUCCUUGGCCCCGGUCUUGGUUCUGUGUGUGUCCAGCGUGCACGCAUGCCCGCACAAGUGCAGCUGCUCUGGAUCCCAUGUGGACUGUCAGGGUCUGGGGCUCAAGACGGUACCGAAGGGGAUCCCGCGCGGAGCUGAGCGCUUGGACCUAAACAGAAACAACAUCACGCGGGUCACCAAGGUGGACUUUUCUGGCCUCAAGAAUCUUCGAAUUCUUCACCUGGAGGACAACCAAAUCAGUGUCGUCGAGAGAGGAGCCUUCCAAGACCUGCGAUUGCUGGAGAGACUCCGACUAAACAGGAACAGGCUCGCGCUGCUCCCGGAACUUCUCUUCCAGUCCAAUCCUAAACUGGGCCGACUAGACCUGAGCGAGAACCAGAUCCAGGCGGUGCCGAGGAAAGCCUUCAGAGGAAUCACCAGCGUCAAGAACCUGCAACUGGACAGCAACCACAUCAGCUGCAUUGAAGAUGGGGCUUUCCGAGCACUGCGCGACCUGGAGAUUCUCACUCUCAACAACAACAACAUUACCCUCAUCCCGCUGUCCAGCUUCAACCACAUGCCCAAGUUGCGGACGCUGCGUCUCCACUCCAAUAACCUUCACUGCGACUGUCACCUGUCCUGGCUCUCUGAUUGGUUGCGAGCGAGGCGCGGCUUGGCGCCCUUCACUCAGUGCAUGGCCCCCGCCCACAUGAGGGGCCUGAACGUUCCCGAUGUACAGAAGAAGGAUUUUGUCUGCAGUGGCCCUACCCAUAUCGAGCCGAGGACGUGUGCACCCCUGGUGGCGGUGUGCCCGGCCAGCUGCACAUGCAACAACAACAUCGUGGACUGCCGCCGCAAAAGCCUGACCGAAAUACCCGCCAACCUCCCAGAGGGCAUCAUAGAGAUUCGUCUGGAGCAGAACUUGAUCAAAAGUGUCCCGCCCGGAGCUUUUUCUUCCUACAAGAAGCUCAAGAGGAUAGACUUGAGUAAGAACCAGAUUUCAGACAUCGCCUCCGAUGCCUUCAGCGGCCUCCGCUCGCUCACCUCCCUGGUGUUGUAUGGCAACAAGAUCACUGAGCUGCCGAAAGGAUUAUUUGACGGCCUGGUGUCCCUGCAGCUACUCCUCCUGAAUGCCAACAAGAUCAACUGUCUUCGCGUCAACACCUUCCAGGACUUGCACAAUCUCAACCUGCUCUCACUAUACGACAACAAGUUACAAACCAUCAGCAAAGGACUUUUCACACCACUGCGCUCCAUCAAAACUCUUCAUCUGGCCCAGAAUCCCUUUAUGUGUGACUGUCACCUGAAGUGGCUGGCCGACUUUCUGUUCGACAACCCCAUCGAGACCAGUGGGGCGCGCUGCAGCCACCCCAGAAGGCUGGCCAACAAGCGCAUCAGCCAAGUCAAAGGCAAGAAGUUUCGUUGCACAGGUCAAGAGGACUACCGUAGCCGUCUGAGCGGCGAGUGUUUCCAGGACCUGAUUUGUCCCGAGAAAUGCCGCUGCGAGGGCACCGUGGUGGACUGCUCCAAUCUGAAACUGACCCGCAUUCCCUCACACAUCCCGGAACACACUACUGAUCUGCGGCUCAACGACAAUGAGAUUGCCCUAUUGGAGGCGACCGGGAUAUUAAAGAAGCUGCCAAACUUGAGGAAAAUCAACCUGAGCAACAACAAGCUGCGGGACAUCCGCGAGGGAGCUUUCGACGGAGCGUCGGGCGUUCUGGAGCUUCUCCUGACUGGCAACAAGCUCACAGGACUCCAGGGACGAAUGUUCCGAGGCCUCACUGGAUUGAAAACUCUAAUGCUGCGGAGCAACCAGAUCAGCUGCAUUGACAACACGACAUUUACGGGCCUGAGCUCGGUGCGUCUGCUCUCGCUGUACGACAACCGGAUCGCCAGCAUCGCCCCGGGAGCCUUCGCCACCCUGCACUCCCUCUCCACAAUUAACCUCCUGUCCAACCCGUAUGUGUGUGACUGUCACUUGGCCUGGCUGGGUCAGUGGUUGAAGAAGACCAGAGUGGUGAGCGGAAACCCUCGCUGUCAGAGGCCCGCCUUCCUCAAGGAGAUCCCCAUCCAGGACGUGGCCAAUCCCGACUUCACCUGCGAUGGUGGCGAGGACAACGGCUGCCUUCCUGCAUCUGGCUGCCCUGAUGUUUGCACAUGCUCAGACAGUGUGGUGCGAUGCAGCAACAGAGGGCUGCACUCGCUGCCCAAGGGCAUUCCCAAGGACGCCACGGAACUUUAUCUGGAGGGUAAUAUGCUGACUACUGUGCCCAAGGAGCUGGCGGCCCUGAAGCAUCUGUUACUGGUAGACCUGAGCAACAACAGUAUCAGCACGGUGCCGCCGUACACCUUCAGCAACAUGACUCAACUGGCCACGCUCAUCCUGAGCUACAACCAGAUUCGCUGCAUCCCUGUCCACGCCUUCCACGGUCUCAAGUCGCUCCGCCUGCUGACUCUUCACGGAAACGACCUCUCAACUAUCCCAGACGGCGCGUUCAACCACCUCACCGCUUUGUCUCACCUGGCUCUCGGUGCCAACCCCUUGUACUGCAACUGCGAGCUACGCUGGCUCUCCCAGUGGGUGAAGGCUGGUUUUAAAGAACCUGGCAUCGCUCGCUGCACCGGACCUCCUGACAUGGCUGACAGGCUGCUGCUGACCACACCACUCAACAAAUUCCAGUGUAAAGGUCCAGUGGAUAUCAGCCUUGUGUCGAAAUGUGCCCCCUGCCUGGCGGAGCCUUGCCGGAAUAACGGCACAUGUGUGUCCGACCCAUCUGGAUCCUACCAGUGCACCUGUCCAUUUGGAUUUAAGGGUCAGGACUGCGAAGUGGCCAUUAACGCCUGCGUUAGCUUCCCCUGCCUGAAUGGAGGGACGUGUCACCUUCAGCCGGGCCUUGAAGACCACUUUAGCUGCACGUGCUCGCCGGGCUUCGAGGGCCAACGCUGCGAGGUGAACCCGGACGAUUGCGAAGACAACGACUGUGAGAACAAUGCCACCUGCGUUGACGGCAUCAACAACUACACUUGUGUCUGUCCGCCCAACUACACAGGUGACCUUUGCGAAGAGGUGCUGGAUCCCUGUCUUCCUGGUUUCGACCCCUGUGAGCACGAUUCCAAGUGUGUCCAUGUCGGUCGCAGUUACAGGUGUGAGUGUUUGCCAGGCUACGUGGGCCAUUUUUGCGAGCAAGAUUACGACGACUGUCUGGAGAAUAAGUGUCAACAUGCCGCUGAGUGCGUGGAUGCUGUCAACGGCUACACGUGUGUGUGCAAGGAGGGCUUCAGUGGCUUGUUCUGCGAGAAUCCCCCACCCAUGAUUUUGCUGCAGACCAGCCCGUGUGAUCAGAGCGAGUGCCAAAACAGCGCUCAAUGCCUGCUGGUGGCUGGUGAACCUGUCUGCCGCUGCAUGCCCGGCUUCUACGGCAACAAAUGUGAUAAAAUGGCCACCGUUCACUUCCUGGGGCGAGAGGCGUACGUGGAGCUCCCGGGCGCAAAGUUACGCCCCAAUGUUCACAUUUCAUUCCAGGUGGCCACCAACAAAGACAAUGGUAUUUUGUUUUAUAAGGAGGACCGCGACCCCUUGGCUGUGGAACUGUAUCAAGGUCACAUACGACUCAUCUAUGACAUGGCAAGCUAUCCUCCCACGACAGUGUACAGUGUUGAGUCUGUCAACGACGGACUUUUCCACACCGUGGAGCUGUUGAUUCAGAACCAUUCCCUCAGCCUGGUGGUGGACAAUGGCGCCCCCAAGAGCCUGGGCAAGCUAGCGCGCCAACCAUCCGUCGACCACAACACGCAGCUUUACAUCGGAGGCGUGCCCUACCAGGUGCUGGCCACGGGCCUUCAGACCAGUCCAGAACGCUCGCCUCAGUUCUUCAACGGCUGCAUCCACAAUGUCCAAAUUAACGGGGAAGCGCAGGACCUGAGCUACCGAGCUACAGGAGGGCGACCUGUGGAGGGCAAGGGCGAUGGCGUCCUUGUGGGCUGUCACUCAUGCAGCGUGUGUGCGCAAGGAACGUGCAGAGAGGGUGGCGAGAUGGGUGUCACCUGUCAGUGCCCGCCUGGACGCAGCGGGACAUUGUGCGAACAGGCCACAGCGCCAAAUCCCUGUCAGGGCAGCAGAUGUGUUCACGGUUUAUGUGUGCCCAAGGGGUCAUCCUACAGUUGCAAAUGCAGCGAGGGCUACCAGGGCCAGUUCUGCGAGCGGCAGCAAGUGCCCACGGCCUGCAGGGGGCAGCGCUGCGGGCACGGCGAGUGCAGAGUGUCCGAGGGUGGGGAGCCCGUCUGCAAUUGUCUGCCUGGCUACGCUGGACCCACAUGUGACACUGACUUGACGUGUCAAGGUGAGAUGGUGCGAGAGCAGUUGAAGCGCCACCAAGCCAUGCGGACUUGCACGUCCACCAGCAAGAUCCCGCGCAUGGACUGCCCCCGAUCGUGCCAGAUGGCGGCGCCGCCCGGCAUCUGCUGCGGCGUCAGCAAGACCCGCCAGAGGAAGGUGGUGUUCCGCUGCACCGACGGCACCUCAUACUCCGAGGAGAUGGAGACGGCUCUGGAGUGCGGCUGCGCCAGGUGCCCGUUGUAACGGCGCCCCCGCUCCACCCCGCACCCCCUCCCCCACACCCGUCUUGUGAAUUUGGCACCGCCAUUAACACAAUAUGCGUUUUGUUUACACAUCCCGUUCGACGGCCGCCAGUUUGCUGCAGGAGAAACCACAAUGGGGACACCAUGUGUGUACGUGUGUGUUUUAGAGAGCGCUUGCGUGUGUGUGCGUGCGUGCGUGUGCGUGUGAGUGUGUGUGCGCGUGCAGAGAGAAAUAUAUUGUAAGAUACAAGUGAGGAGGAAAAAAAAAAGCAUAGAACUUAUUUUUAUUAUGAAUUUUCUUCUUCUAAAAGAUGAUAAGGACUGAUUAGUUGUUUUUUUUUAUUAAUGUUGAUUAUACGUGUUACAUAGGAUAUUAUUUUGUACUUUGUAAGAACACAAAAAAAAACUACAUUUCGGAAUAGAGUAACAAAAGUGUAAGAAAUUAUAUAUAUGUAUAAAUCUAUAUAGAAUUUAUACCCUAAUCCAAUUAAUUGUGUAUUUAGUGUAUUUGCAUGAUCUUUGGACACUUUGUUGUGGAAAAUGAAAGUUCACUCACUCCUUUUUGGCCUAAAAAGGGAACCGUACGUGCCUAGCUUGAAAAACAAAAACACGGAAAUCAACUUCACCUUUGAAACCCUUGUGCUCCGAGAUUAUUUUUUUAAGCAAUGUUCAUCUCGACUUCCACUCUUUGUACACAAAACUCGGGCAGGGGUGGAAAUCCAAAAUGCAAAUAAAACCUCAGUGGCUUAAAAGUGCCCCAACAUCCCCUCCAUCCCCAAAACCAAAACCCUCUGAGUCUAGGUCCAUAAGUCAAAAAUCUUCAUGUUAUCAUCGUUUGUCUUCACACAUUUUUCCUCGUUAUGUGGCUUUUUUUGUGUGUAAUUUCUUCAGGCCUCUGAUUGGCUGGAACCAAAGCCAUUCGACUCAGGGUUUACCAUGUAGCUCCACCUUACCAGCAGGGAACUCACAUGCCCAUUCAAAAUAUUUUACCAGAUUUUUUAAAUUGUGCGAUACCCCACACAUGGCCAAAAAAUCUGUCAUGUAUGCAACUGUCAUUUAAAAUAUUAACACAUCUGUGUGCCUUAAAGCGGUCAGGUUCAACCUAAAACAUCCGAUGUUGAUGAUCUGAUGAUACCAUUGAGGUAUUUAACGUUUGGAAAAUCAAGUUUGAAGUUGAAUAUGACAAGCAACCCAGAUCUGAGCUGUAUUUUUAUAGUAGACGCAACAGCUUCUGGUUAAUCGAAAGUAGUCUAUUUCAAUUCUUCCAGUUGAUUCAAGAACAUCCAAAAUCAGAUCAAAUCUGUAGCAUUUGAAGAACAUACACACAAUUGCGCCUAUCUGAUACCCUAAGUGCAGAACCAAGACUGACCUGUGAGAGGCAGCAUGGUGCUAUACAACAUCCAGAUGGCAGGAAAAUACAAAGAAGAAACUAGAAAGCCCUUGGCUUACUUUUUGCUUAACUUGAUUUUGUGAUUUCUGAUUGAUUUGCGAUUGACCAAAUCGAUUUAUUAAGAAGCUAAUCAGCUCAGCGUUACCUUUAACGCCAACCCAUAAUUGCUGAACUUGUGCCUGAUUGUCGGUGUGUGUUUGUGUAUUCCACUUAAGUGUGUUUUGACAAAAACUCGAGUUGAUUUUGAAUGGACCACGACUAUUUGGUUUCAUUGGACAUUGCCCAAAUAAUUGGUUGAGGGUUUGAGUGUGCUUACACUGCAAAAACUGGCCUUUCAAAAAAUGAGAAAAAUAAUAGAAGAAUUAGAACUGUAGUACUGAAUUUUAACAAAAUUGUACAAUGGUACAAUUCAGAGUGUCCCAUUAACCCACCACGCAUGUUUUUGGAAUGUGGGAGGAAACCGAAGUCCCCAAGCGGGCAUGGGGAGAACAUGUAAACUCCACACAGGAAGGCCGGAACCAUAAUUGAGACUAGCUUACAACUAGUGUCUUUAUACAACCAACUCAUAAUCAGUAAUACAUUUUCAGUUACAACUUAAAAUGGCAUCAAAUUUUUCAAGAAGCAACUUGCUGUAGCAAGUGAUACGUUUUUAUACACAAACUGUUUUAUAAGAAAAAAUACCCCCCAAUGCAUAUUUUGCUUUUAAGAUUUUUAACCCCUAUAAUUUUUGCAGUGUAAGUGCACCUGCUGAAAAUGUUUGUCUUGGUCCCAGCUCUUGAUUCUCUUUUCUUUACUUUUGAGUUGGUAAAUAAAAAGGGACAGCAGUAAACAACGUUCAAUAUGUCUGUUCUAUAAACAAAACAGGAACGUUAGCACCGGUGCUAACGCUAACAUGACCUUUAAAGCUUACCAGGUUGGUCCACUGAGCAUAUUACAGACCACAUGGAAAAGAAAAAUAAAAAGCAGGUGAUCUGAGUACACCAUGGCAACGACAGAGAUCCUCUUCUCCUGAGCCAGUGCGUCAAAUGUUAAUGCCGCUUUUAAUGCUUAGUUAUUUUAAGCUCACUUGUUACAUGUGCUGCUUGUUUUUGUGCCAAAGUUUGCUGGAUGUACCUUUGAAUGCAAAAUAAGUUGGUGUGGUCAGAAUUCAUAACGCUGCUGUGACCCAAUGUUGAAUGGACGCACAGAGGUCAACAAAGUCAAAAGUAGUGCCUUGAUUUUAAAAGAUGUCUCGGAAAUAAAAUGUUGUCCUAAAGUGAUUUAUUAAUUAAACUCCACAACUCGGGGGAGAAGAAAAAGUCAGUCAUUGUCAUGCAGCAACAGCAACACAUUGCAGAAAAGGAAACUGCAUCACCCACCACAGAAAAAGCCGCUUGCUGUUGUUCUUCAUAUGUGAUGCAUUCACAAAUGCCUCAUCUAAGCGCUCUUGCGCGACUAUUAAAAGCAUAGCAAGGCACGAAAAGGUAAAACACUACUAGGCUUGCAAAGGGAAGGAACAUUUUUAGUACAUUUCCAUGGAAGACUUUUGAAAAAGUUCUCGAUCAAGAAUAGAUGCUAACAUUUAAUGUGGCCUUCAACAAAUAUUUUCUUCAUUCAAUUAUUUCAUUGAAGAAAAACAAGUUCAACAUUACUCUAAACGGAAUGACACAUUUAAAACCACCCAACUUUGCCUUGGGGUUGUUACUAGCAUAAUGCUAAUGGAGAGUGCAAAAUGCCCUGCACGAGCUAAUGAAACAACAUAAACCGUGGAACAACAUGUAGAUACACAAUAUGACAAUACUCACAGGCAUACAUUCUUUAUCCCCCUGCUAAAAUGACUAAAAGUGCAUUUUACUAGAAUAUAAUGAAAUUAUUAUUCUACAUGUAAGUCUUUAGUUCACAACCAACUGGUGGCCAUAACGCGUACCCCAGGAGAUGCAUGUUGUGAGGCCCAUGGCAAUGUUCCGAUUUUGAAAAUUCCUGGAAUUUUGCAACCCUAAACACUACUGUAUUCAACUUUAACGUACUCACUUUACACAUUUGCAAAAGUGUCCAUCGACAGUAUUAUCUCCAAUUCAGCUACUUUUCCUGAUGUCACGGCUCACCUCUUUGUGUGACAAUUCACGCUUGUCAUUUUCGCUCACAACCCCUCGACCCUUUGAAGGUUUCUUAGCUCGUCAAUGUGAAGACAGAAGACAAAAUCAUUUCAAUCCAAAAACUUCAAUGUUCUCCAGGUUGAAAACACAAAAGUGAUUGAUGAUGCAGAUGUUGAAUGUUAAAAAUUAAACUACCAUUGAAACUUU
Molecule: messenger RNA, 8729 nt
Organism: Hippocampus zosterae (dwarf seahorse)
Lineage: Eukaryota; Metazoa; Chordata; Actinopteri; Syngnathiformes; Syngnathidae
Gene: slit3
Product: slit homolog 3 (Drosophila)
Exons: 38
Coding region: 460-5058 (1532 amino acids)
Biological process (GO): negative chemotaxis; axon guidance
Molecular function (GO): calcium ion binding; heparin binding; Roundabout binding
Source: RefSeq, a predicted model, not a curated record